AUGGAGACCUACCAUCCGGGCCUGGCAGACGAUUCCCAGGUUGAUGACUAUCGCGCGGCCGCCCUUGGCAGAGCCCGACCGCGCUUGCACGACGAUGAGGACGAAGGAUCAGACAUUCUGGAGGAGGAUGACUUGGAGAGCACCGUUGAUGGCCCGCCUAAUCCAAACCAGAAAGGCCAGGCCGAGGAAGAGAAGGAGCUUCCUGCUCAUGCAUGCGCUUACUGUGGCAUCCACAAUCCGAGCAGUGUGGUAAAGUGUCUCUCCUGCAAUAAGUGGUUCUGCAGUGCUCGCGGCAACACCUCCUCUUCCCAUAUCGUCAACCACCUUGUUCGCGCCCGCCAUAAGGAAGUGCAGCUUCAUCCGGCCUCUUCGCUUGGCGAUACCAUUCUCGAAUGCUACAACUGCGGUACCAAGAAUGUUUUCCUGCUCGGGUUCAUUCCCGCGAAGUCAGACACCGUGGUGGUUCUCCUUUGCCGUCAGCCAUGUGCGGCAAUGCCCUCGUCGAAGGAUAUGAACUGGGAUACGUCGCGCUGGCAGCCACUCAUUGAGGACCGCUCAUUCUUACCGUGGCUCGUGGGUGCGCCCACUGAUCAGGAACAGCUCCGGGCUCGCCACCUUAGCCCGCAGCUCAUUGCGAAACUGGAGGAAAUGUGGAAAGAGAACUCAAAGGCCACUCUUGAUGAUCUUGAGAAGGCUACCGCUGUCGACGAUGAACCCGCACCAGUCUUGUUGCGCUACGAUGAUGCCUUCCAGUACCAAAACAUUUUCGGCCCUCUUGUCAAAAUCGAGGCUGAUUAUGAUCGCAAGUUGAAGGAGUCCCAGUCUCAGGAUGGCCUGAUUGUGCGUUGGGAUCUUGGUCUUAACAACAAGCAUCUGGCGAGUUUCGUCCUGCCUAAACUUGAACUCGGUGAUGUGAAGCUUGCAGUCGGUGAUGAGAUGCGUUUGAAGUACACCGGUGAAUUACGCUCCAAGUGGGAAGGGGUUGGCUACGUGGUCAAGAUUCCGAACAAUCAGUCUGAUGAGGUUACUAUUGAAUUGCGCUCCAAGGGUGAGCACAAGUCCGUGCCCACUGAAUGCACACACAACUUCAAGGUCGACUAUGUCUGGAAGUCGACCUCAUUUGACCGCAUGCAGCUUGCCAUGAAGACUUUCGCCGUGGACGAGAUGAGCGUUUCGGGUUACAUUUUCCACCGUCUUCUUGGCCAUGAGGUCGCGGCCGCUCCAAUGAAGCCACAGAUUCCCAAGAAAUUCAGUGUGCCGGGUCUGCCAGACCUGAACGGCAGUCAAAUCAAUGCCGUUAAGAGCGUACUGCAGCGGCCAUUGAGUCUGAUUCAAGGCCCUCCUGGAACUGGUAAGACUGUGACUUCAGCCACCAUUAUCUACCACCUUGCCAAGAACAACGGAGGCACAGUGCUGGUCUGUGCACCGUCCAACGUUGCCGUCGACCAGCUUUGUGAGCGCAUUCAUUUAACCGGUCUCAAGACCGUGCGAGUUACUGCCAAAUCUCGAGAGGAUGUGGAAUCCCCUGUUGGUUUCCUAUCCUUGCAUGAGCAAGUGCGCUUGAAUGAUACCAACAUCGAAUUGGCCAAAUUGAACCAGCUGAAGGCGGAGCUGGGAGAGCUUUCCAGUCAGGAUGAAAAACGGUUGAAGCAGUUGACUCGCUCGGCCGAGCGGGAAAUUCUCAACAAUGCAGAUGUCAUCUGUUGCACUUGUGUUGGUGCUGGAGAUCCCCGCCUGGCCAAAUUCAAGUUCCGCACCGUCUUGAUCGAUGAGUCGACCCAGUCCGCUGAGCCCGAGUGCAUGAUCCCAUUGAUUCUUGGCUGUAAGCAAGUCGUUUUAGUCGGUGAUCAUCAGCAGCUUGGUCCUGUUAUCAUGAACAAGAAGGCCGCGAAGGCCGGACUCAAUCAGUCUCUCUUUGAACGCCUUGUUAUCUUGGGCUGCUCUCCUAUCCGCCUUAAUGUUCAGUACCGUAUGCAUCCAUGUCUUUCCGAAUUCCCCUCCAACAUGUUCUAUGAGGGAUCGCUACAGAACGGUAUCACCAUUCAUGACCGCCUUCGCCGUGAUGUCGACUUCCCGUGGCCCAUGAUGGACAACCCUAUGAUGUUCUGGUCGAAUUUGGGCAACGAGGAGAUUUCAGCGUCGGGAACUUCGUACCUCAACCGCACUGAGGCAACCAAUGUUGAAAAGAUUGUCACUCGCUUCUUCAAGGCAGGCAUCCAGCCGGAUGGCAUCGGUAUCAUAACCCCAUACGAAGGACAGCGGAGCUAUAUCGUGAGCUCCAUGCAGGCCAACGGAACAUUCAAGAAAGAGCAUUACAAGGAAAUCGAAGUCGCUUCGGUCGAUGCAUUUCAAGGUCGAGAGAAAGACUACAUUAUUCUUUCUUGCGUGCGCUCCAACGAUCACCAGGGUAUUGGUUUCUUAAGUGACCCUCGUCGUCUCAACGUCGCCCUUACUCGAGCUCGAUAUGGUUUGGUUAUUGUCGGCAACCCGAAGGUUCUUAGCAAGCACCCUUUGUGGAACAGCCUUUUGCAGCACUUCAAGGAGCAGCACUGCCUCGUCGAAGGACCUCUUUCGAAUUUGCAAGAAUCUCUCAUCCAAUUCAGCCGGCCCAGACAGGCCUACCGAGGACCCCAGCGCUUCCAGAUGCCUUUCAAUCACGCUUCCAAUGCAAACAACGGCGCCAUGAACGGUCGUAACGGCCAACGCAAUGAGUACCACGAUUCGGGCUCGGUUGUCGGCUACAUCCCGGAUGACGUUUCCUCGGUUCAUUCGUCUGCUGUGGGUGGUGGGGUCGGCCUGCCUUCCGGAUAUCCUCCUAUGUUCCAAAAUUUUGCUGAUCAGUGGCCAUCGCUCUCGGGCAACCGCCGAGCCAAUGGUAGUCGGACAAAGGGAGCCCCAAGUGUUGCUGGGGAAUCUGUUGCCGCUACUGAAUCCGAUGUUACUGGCAGCAUUAUUGACGGACGAAGCACCGAUCAGGGUGGAGUCAGCCUUGCGGGCUUGAGCAUCAAUGACAUGAGCAAGCAACCUAGUCUCAGUCAGUCCGACCGUCUCAAGCGCUACGUGGAGUCUGGAGGUCGUGAGCCAUAUCGCACCGGUAUUCCGGACAACGGCAGCAUUUUCGGCGGCAGCUCUGCCAGUAUCCGCGUGACUCGUCCGGGUCUCAAUGUUCAUGACGAUGACGAUGCCCGCAGUGUUUCCACUGCCUUUGCUAGCCAGGUCGGCGGUAACUACGACUGA
This is a messenger RNA of Penicillium argentinense, 3237 nucleotides long. RefSeq names its product putative regulator of nonsense transcripts. Bases 1 to 3237 code for a protein of 1078 amino acids. Gene Ontology annotation, cellular component: cytoplasm. Gene Ontology annotation, biological process: nuclear-transcribed mRNA catabolic process, nonsense-mediated decay. The record is from RefSeq and is a predicted model, not a curated record. Gene Ontology annotation, molecular function: ATP binding; RNA helicase activity; RNA binding. NCBI's taxonomy places the organism in Eukaryota, Fungi, Ascomycota, Eurotiomycetes, Eurotiales, Aspergillaceae. The transcript has 2 exons.